AUGUUGGAACAACCGCUGGAGCUCGAUUCAUCGCCCUCGACACCAGGAGAACAGGAAGAAGGAGAAGAAGAAGAGUCUAUUGGUAAAUUGCUAGCGGACACCUCUUUUGAAAGGGACCGGCAUUUGAUGUUCUUGCGGAUGAUGUACCAGAUGCUACCGCAUCAUUACCAGUCUCAAGAGAUCAAUCGCCUUACUCUUGCCUAUUUCGCCAUCUCCGGCCUCGACAUAGUUGGUUCGCUAGAUACAGUUGACAAAGAUGAAGUUGCGAGUUGGGUUUUAUCGUUCCGAGCUUACCCUAAAGAUAUUGCUGAAAUUAACGAUGGAGAAUUCUAUGGGUUUAAUGGCUCCCGAUCUUCUCAAUAUCCUUCAGACGAUGCUGGGGGUUUCAGUAACAAUCAUAGUCAUUUGGCAAGUACAUACUGUGCUUUAUCCAUACUGAAGAUUGUUGGUUACAAUUUGUCCAGUAUUGAUUGGAGACCAUUGUUAAUGACGAUGAGAAACUUACAACAACCUGAUGGCAGUUUUCUUCCAAUUCAUAUUGGGGCAGAGACAGAUCUUCGGUUUAUUUACUGUGCUGCCGCCAUCUGCUUUAUGUUGGAUGAUUGGAGUGGAAUGGACAGGGAUAAAGCCACUGAAUACAUCUUAAAAUGCAAGGCAUACGAUGGUGGCUUUGGGAUGACCCCAGGUGCCGAAUCUCAUGGUGGUGGAACUUAUUGUGCUGUUGCAUCCCUUCAACUAAUGGGAUCCAUUGGAGUUGAUCUCUUGUCCAGCCGUGCAAGUUCUUCCAUACUGGACAUUCCACUAUUACUGGAGUGGUGCUUACAGAGGCAAGCAUCCGAUGGUGGAUUUCAAGGUAGAUCAAAUAAGCCGAGCGACACUUGUUAUGCAUUCUGGGUUGGGGCGGUUUUGAAGAUCUUGGGGUCCGGCAAACUAAUUGAUGAGAAAGCUUUACGUGGAUUUUUGCUCACCUGCCAAUCUGAGUAUGGCGGGUUCUCUAAGUUUCCAGAUGAGCUACCUGAUCUCUACCAUUCCUACUAUGGAUUCAUUGCCUUCAGCCUCUUGGAAGAACCGGGCCUCAGUUCAAUCUGCGUUGAACUUGGGAUAACUGAUGCUGCUGCUUUGAGAAAGUGA
Linum trigynum is the source of this 1131-nucleotide messenger RNA. NCBI's taxonomy places the organism in Eukaryota, Viridiplantae, Streptophyta, Magnoliopsida, Malpighiales, Linaceae. The record is from the annotation of a GenBank genome assembly.